AUGGCUCUCCCCCAAAAGUCCAAAGCAGACUACUACCAAGCACUUAGUGGUAAGGAAACCACUGACGACUGGGAUAUUCUCGUGUCUUACUCUGAAAAUGAGCUAAACAAUCUACUUGACAAAAUCUGGGGUGAGAAGAAAUUCUUCUACAACCGCACAUUCCCCGGCGCCAAGGAGACUAUAGGAAAUAUUACGAUCGAGCAUACCUUUAAUCUGAGCUUGACCUCACCCCGGCUGAGCUUCGAUUCUAUGAACGAUGGAGGACCAAAAGUCAAACUCACGAUGGGAUUCGCCGGAGAAAUGAUAGCAACAGCCACGAUCCCUGGUGGAGAACCACAGGAAUCAACGACGGAAAUCCCUGAGGGUUGGGCUGAUUUAGUAUUGAAAGUGCCACUUACAUCGUUCAAUAUCACCAAUGGGGAUGUUGAGAAUGCCCAGAAUAUCAUCCACUUUGGAGACACGGGUGACAGCGAUCAUUGUGUGAUCUUUCAUUUUCAGAACAUGGAAUCUCAAUGGGACUUUGUGCCCCACCCAGGAAUAGAUCCAUCUGUCGAGGAACAGCUAAACCAGGCCGGAAAUAAUAUCACAGGGUGGUUCAAGACUAUCGACAACGUGGGUAUGAUCGACUAUGGGCUGGCCAAAAUCAACAGCAAAACUGAUCCAACGUCCAAAUUACUCCGUCCCAAGUCGUAUAAGAUAGUCUCAUCUAAAGGACUGCUAAAUAUCUUCAUUCAGACCGAAGGUGGGAGUCCCUAUCCAGGGAAUGAUCAAAACACCCAGUUUGGACGUCGGUACAGUGGUUUCAACUUUAGUUCUAUACCCCAGGACUACACAGCAUGUAUUAUCAUCUCUCGCGAGCUUUUUUCCAGGAAGUUUCUCUUGAAUCAAGUUGGAAAACAGUCCUCUGCCAUAGAUGUGGUCGACAAGACCAAAUCUAUAAGCGAUUCGACCCCUGGUGCGGUCAUGGAUGUGAAGUACGCGAAAUCAGUUAUCGUGCCUGCGAAGAGCUACUAUAUCCCUCCAAUCCAUUUCUAUAUCGAACGGUGUGAUAUUGACUGGAAUGAGCAUCCCCUGCGCCUUACACUUUCAGAUGAGCCACCUUAUACAGAACCAAAAUAUAAAUGGGACUGGGACUUCUCUGCCCGUACACAAUACUGGGCCAAUGAGAUCCCAACUGGCCUGACGGUUUUAGCUAAGGUCGAAGGAAGCAAGAGGAGAUUUGCAUGGGUGAAAAACUACAGUAUUAAUUUCGAUCUUUGUCUGACCGGUAGUGAUCAGCCGGAAACGUGGACUGAGCCAGCCCACCCUGGUGCUGAGAUCACGCCUCAAGCUUCCCUUCCAAAAUUUAGUAUUCCCUUGGAAGAGCUCAACUUCUUUGCGACUCAAAAUAUUCUGGCUCCGGGUGAGAAGUUCAUCUCAGCGUCUGGUUUAAUGUUUCCUGGGGACCUCGUGUUGAUAGGCACAAUUCCUACAAACUGA
Aspergillus vadensis CBS 113365 is the source of this 1479-nucleotide messenger RNA. RefSeq lists its product as uncharacterized. The transcript has 3 exons. Lineage: Eukaryota; Fungi; Ascomycota; Eurotiomycetes; Eurotiales; Aspergillaceae. Bases 1 to 1479 code for a protein of 492 amino acids. The record is from RefSeq and is a predicted model, not a curated record.